AAUUAAAAGAAAUUAUAUUUAUAUAAAAGCAUAAAAUCACACAAACCUAAGAGAUAAAGAGAAAGAAAAAAAAACUAUUUGGUCCUAAAGGAAACAUGGGCGUCGUCUGUCUGACCAACUCUUUCUGGUCUGCUCUGAAACCUUCGUCGUUUUCCGUGAAUUUCAAUUCAAAUUUCUCCAAGCGGAGGGUCAUCAAAGCUUUUUUCUUCGAUCCCAAUCAAGUGCCCAUCCUUAAUCAAGCUGUUAAGGAGCCAGUAGCCUUCAUGGGUGGGAUGUUUGCUGGGAUUUUAAGGCUUGAUUUGAAUGAAGAGCCAUUAAAGGAAUGGGUUGCUAGAACUGUGGAAGCCUCUAACAUCAGUGAGGAUGAUAUUUCUGAAGGACUCCAGGAGGAAGAAGACACCCCUCAACAAAUUGAGAUUGAUUGAAAUCUAAUCCCUUGUUUGCAAAGUUGUUCCAUAAUACCGCAACCUUACUCUUUCUUUCUUAUAUCUAUGGUAUUAUAGUGUAUUUGACUUGUAUCAA
Gossypium arboreum is the source of this 522-nucleotide messenger RNA. Its product is annotated as UPF0426 protein At1g28150, chloroplastic. NCBI's taxonomy places the organism in Eukaryota, Viridiplantae, Streptophyta, Magnoliopsida, Malvales, Malvaceae. The record is from RefSeq and is a predicted model, not a curated record. The transcript is spliced from 3 exons. Bases 96 to 425 code for a protein of 109 amino acids.